Messenger RNA from Mangifera indica (mango), 1917 nucleotides. RefSeq names its product purple acid phosphatase-like. The transcript is spliced from 8 exons. The record is from RefSeq and is a predicted model, not a curated record. NCBI's taxonomy places the organism in Eukaryota, Viridiplantae, Streptophyta, Magnoliopsida, Sapindales, Anacardiaceae. Gene Ontology annotation, molecular function: acid phosphatase activity; metal ion binding. The coding region runs from base 304 to 1662 and encodes 452 amino acids.
AUAAACAUUUUAGUACAAUUACGUUGGAGUGCAGAGGACUGAUGCCGCACAAAUUCUUCUUCAGGAGUCGUUUCACCGCACAAAGUGCAACCGAGUCAACUAUUUCCUCUUGAAGUGGAACACAACUUAGCAUAAAAUAAUCACCUUGAUGGAAUGUGCGAAUCUUAGCCCAAAGUAGAGAAAUCCCCGCUUCACAGUUCAUCUCUUUCGGAACUGAAACACCUGACAAGUAUAAAUACCCACCGACUCAGCUCAGGCUGAAACUGAAACUGAAACAUUCUGAAAAUUCAUCCUGUAGUGACUAUGAUGACAAUCCUGUUAUUUCUGCUGUUAAAUAUUGCUGGGAUAUGCAAUGGAGGUGUCACCAGUCAUUAUGUUAGGAAGCCUGAGGCCUCUGUUGACAUGCCAAUAGAGGCCUUUCCUCCACCUGCUGGUUACAAUGCGCCUGAGCAGGUCCAUAUAACUCAGGGAGAUCAUGUAGGGAAGAGUGUGAUCAUUUCUUGGGUGACCCCUCUAGAGCUGCACCCCAACCUGGUGAAAUAUUGGGAAGCAAACAGCCUCAUCAAGCAUAAAGCUCAGUCCCGGCUCACAAAAUACAAAUACUAUAAUUAUACUUCUGGUUACAUUCAUCAUGCCAUCAUUAAAGGAUUAAAAUAUAAUACCAAAUACUUCUAUGAGCUCGGGUCUGGCACUGGAACUCGCCAGUUUUGGUUCACAACUCCUCCAGAAGUAGGGCCUGAUGUUCCUUACACAUUUGGGAUCAUGGGUGAUUUGGGACAAACAUAUGACUCUAAUACGACAUUCGAGCAUUAUGUUAAGAAUCCGAAGGGACAAGCAGUGUUGUUCGUUGGAGAUCUUUCGUAUGCCGAUCAUUAUCCGCUUCAUGACAAUGUGAGGUGGGAUACCUGGGGCCGUUUUGUUGAGAAGAGCACUGCAUAUCAGCCAUGGAUUUGGACUGCAGGCAAUCAUGAACUUGAUUAUGCUCCGGAAAUUGGUGAAAAUGUUCCUUUUAAGCCAUAUAUGCAUCGGUACCAUGUCCCUUACAGGGCAUCUCACAGUACAUCUCCACUUUGGUAUUCCAUUAAGCGGGCAUCAGCAUACAUAAUUGUCCUUUCUUCUUAUUCAGCAUAUGGGACAUACACUCCUCAGUAUGAGUGGCUUCGAAACGAGUUACCAAAGGUUAACAGAGCUGAAACUCCAUGGUUGAUUGUUCUUCUUCACUGUCCUUGGUAUAACAGCAAUGGCUAUCAUUAUAUGGAAGGAGAGAGCAUGAGAGUGAUGUUUGAGCCCUGGUUUGUCAAUCACAAAGUCGAUAUGGUCUUGGCCGGCCAUGUACAUUCAUACGAGCGAUCAGAGAGAGUUUCCAAUGUGCAAUACAACAUUACAAAUGGGUUAAGCUCCCCAGUGAAGAACCAUUCAGCUCCUGUGUACAUAACCAUAGGAGAUGGUGGAAAUAUUGAAGGCAUUGCUGAUAGAUUCAUUACCCCACAGCCCAGCUACUCGGCAUACAGAGAAGCGAGCUUUGGACACGCAAUUCUCGACAUAAAGAACCGAACUCAUGCUCAUUUUACUUGGCAUCGUAACCAUGAUAGUGAACCUGUUGCCGCUGAUUCACUGUGGAUGUUCAACAGAUAUUGGUAUCCUCAAGAAGAGAACAACUAGAUUCUGAACAAGCGUUAAGAGUCAUAUAUCUGUCUGUUUAUGUUUUCAUUCACCAUUUUGCUCAGCUGGCUCUUAUGUUUGUGAUCUUCCUUUUAGUUGUGCUGUGUUAGAUAUAUGGCCAUUUAGAAAAGAUAAGUUAAUUGUUUGCUGGCAUCUUUACUCCAACCUCUGCACUGUGGUUGGUUGAGUGAAUUCAACAUGGCCUUUAUAUUUUCAAAGAGUACAAAGUAGUGGCCGAAGUUUCUUGGUUGUUAA